UAGGCCUUAACUGUGAAAAGAGGUUGCAAGCUUGUGCAUCCAAACAUUAUCGUUUAAGGAAAAGCCUUGUUUAGAACUUGCCUUAAUCUUUGGAAAAAUACUUUCUAUACUUGGUUUUUCGAAUUCGUUCCUAAAGGAGGGGAUCUUUGAAAGAUGGUUUCACUAUUGAGGCCGCAAAUUGAGUACAAUUGGCAGGAUAUCACCUCUGAAUUCAAGGACGCGUGUGGUGUUUUAAAAGUAGACGAACUUGUACACGAUGAUAUGUUUGGCUUGUUUGAGGCGAUGUCGGCUAUUGAGAUCAUGGAUCCAAAAAUGGAUGCAGGAAUGGUUUGCAAAAACACACCACGAAACAUCAUGCAGUUUAAAGAUGCAGUUUCUUGUGGGAAUUUGAAGGUCAGCGGUUUUCAGCCAAACGAACUUCUUGGCAUUAUAGAUGAGCUCCUAGCUUGUUUUGUGACAUGGCUUGAUGGGCACUCACUUAUCCAGACUGUUUUCAUUUGCCUAUACACACACGACACAAACCUGAUUGAAGACCCAGUAUUAAGAGCAAUCUGCAUAUCAGUGCUAAAGAUGGUUGAUGUGGUUAGAAAUAUUGUUGGAAGAGCAAAAGUGUAUGAAGAGGAAGACUUUCAAACACUUUCAUAUGGAUUCAAAUUAGGCCUGGAUGUAACAGAGCUGAGAAUAUCUGGUAUGCUAAGAGAGGCUGAAGAGGAGAUUUCACGUCAAAUCAAGGCCCAGCUCAUUGAUAUGAAACCAGAGGACAAAAGUGUUGAUGCUCUCAAGGGCAUAAAACUAAGAUUGAAAAUAUGGCGUGCAUUUUACUGUGCCCUUAUUACUUUUGAAAAACCAGAUGUUGCUGAGGUAAACAAAGCUAAAGAAUGGCUGGGAAGUGCAUUAAAGUUAAUACCUGAAGCCAUAGAAUCACUUCACCUUGGCUUACAGCUUGAAAAACGUGAAGGCAGUUCCAGUGAAACAUCCAUGCUUGGCUUUGACUCCCUUGUCAACCAUAGGCUACUACCCCCAUCUUUCCCUAGGGAAAUAAAUGUGGUUGGUAGGAAACAAGCUUAUGAUUAUGCCAAGGAACUGAUUCACAGUCUUCUUCAUGUGGCAAAUAUUUUGGGGCGUACAAACUACCAUUCUGUCUUAGAAUUUGUUUCAGAUUUCAGUAGGCAAAGUCCUUGUGUUCUUUCUAGAUCUGUUCUACAGUUACUUGUCUACCAUAAUGGGCGAGUAUUUGGAAAAUUACAGAUGUCUGAAAUGCUUCGUGACACUAUUAAGAAUUUCAACUGCUCACCAGUUCUUGCUGACAUGUCACCAUUAAAUAGCAGUCAAGAAGCAAAAGAUAUUGCAACAAUGUUUGUUGGAAAAGCAUCCAUGGUAAUGCUGUCACUGCUCCAUGGACAUGGUCAUAACAGGGCUAGGCAGAGAGAGAGGUUAGCAGAUACCCUUGAAGAGCUUGGCAAUUUGCAAGAAGAAGCAGACAAGGCUGACAGUGCAUUGAACCAAAUUCUUCUUGGAAUUGAUAACAAGAGGCAACAUCUUGCUUGCUUUGGCUCAUGGGUACUUUAUCAUACUUUGAAGGUUAUGAUAGAAUAUAUCCUUCUUGGGUUUGAACUGGAACUUUUCAACCCACACGAGUUUCAUUAUGUGUACUGGUACCUAGAUUUUCUUGCUGGAUGGGGGAUAAAUUGUUUGUCAAGAGCAGAAAAACUUGUAGUCGCUCAAGAACAAUACAUUGACAAAAAGUGUGGUAAAAAGGACAAGAAAAGAAAGAAAGAGCUAAUCACUGUUUGUCAGGAAUCCAUAAAAGAUCACCAGCAUAUGAAAUCUUUUUUCAUGGGAAUCAAGUUUCUCUGUCUAGGAAUUGUAAAGGCUUGUGAAGGGUUUGAAAAAGACAAGAAAAUCAAAAGACCUCAAGCAGAACUUGACAAUGAGCAAGUUCGCUUUGAACAUCGUUUCUCUGCCUUCAUGUGCAUUGACACACCACAACCAGUGACUUAUUUCCAAUACAAAGAUGCAACAUCUUCACUUUUUUCAAGUGAAAACACCACCCCAGCUUUGUAUCAAGAGGCUCAGAAGUAUUUUGAAAGAGCAGUAUCUACAUUCCAAAGGUUUAAUGAGAAGUCCAGAGAAACAGAAUCUUUGCUGAAAGUCGCAAAGACAAACUUUGUUGUUAUGAAGUUGGCUUGUUCUGGACAUAAAAAGGAAUCUAAUCAAUUAGUUGAAUGGGACUUUACAGCUAGUUCAAGUUUUCCUGUAAUCAAGUUGCUCUGAGACUGACACUUAACAUAAAUUGUUAAAUUGUCGAAGAAGAGUUGAUAAUUUUUUGUGAUCAAUGUUGUUGUUCUCUUCAGUUUUCUAUUUGAUGAAAAAAUUAAAUGCA
This is a messenger RNA of Rhopilema esculentum, 2383 nucleotides long. Its product is annotated as N-alpha-acetyltransferase 35, NatC auxiliary subunit-like. NCBI's taxonomy places the organism in Eukaryota, Metazoa, Cnidaria, Scyphozoa, Rhizostomeae, Rhizostomatidae. Gene Ontology annotation, biological process: N-terminal peptidyl-methionine acetylation. The record is from RefSeq and is a predicted model, not a curated record. Gene Ontology annotation, cellular component: NatC complex.